Nelumbo nucifera (sacred lotus) is the source of this 4962-nucleotide messenger RNA. Its product is annotated as putative disease resistance protein RGA3. Gene Ontology annotation, molecular function: ADP binding. Lineage: Eukaryota; Viridiplantae; Streptophyta; Magnoliopsida; Proteales; Nelumbonaceae. The record is from RefSeq and is a predicted model, not a curated record.
GGGAGCAGAGAUCAAAAUGGCCAUUGGGGAAGUUUUUCUUGGCGCGUUCUUCACAUUCAUAGUCAGGCAGUUGGGCUCUAGUGAGGUGAGAAAGGUCGCACUUCGCUGGAGAAUCAACAAGAAACUGCAGAAACUGGAGAGUAUAAUAUCAAAAAUUCAGGUCGUGCUCAAUGACGCAGAGAGUAAGCAAUUGAAAGACAAGAAGGUGGAGAAGUGGCUAGAUGAUCUCAAACAUUUAGCUUACAACAUUGAGGACGUACUGGACGAGGUCGCAACUGAAGCUCUGCGUCAGAGAGUAGAAACAGAAGUCGAAGCAAGAAAGGUAUGGAAGAAACACGUCCCUCAUCAUUUAAGCCCACAUGCUGUUUCUUUUAAAUUCAAGCUAGGUUCUAAGAUAGAUAAAAUCAAUAAAAAGCUAGAGCAAAUUGCACGAGAAAGGGAUCUUCUCCAUUUGCAGGAGGGAACUGGAGGAGUUGUAAUAAGACAGGAUCGACCGACAGGUUUCUUGAUUAAUGAAUCUUUGGUCUACGGUAGAGAGAAAGAUAGGGAGGAGAUAAUUAAUUUGCUGAUGUCACUUGAACCAAACCAAAAUGAGCUACCUGUAAUUUCCAUAAUUGGAAUGGGUGGAGUUGGCAAGACCACCCUUGCUCAAUUGGUAUACAAUGAUAUGCGUGUAGAGAAUGAUUUUGAUCUAAGAGUGUGGGUUUAUGUCUCAGAAGAGUUCAACGUGGUGAAGUUAACAAAAGCAAUUAUCGAGUCUGCCACUGGAGAGAAUUGUAAUCUUAAUGAGCUAGCUCCACUUCAAGCUAAACUCCAGGAGAUAUUAAGUGGGAAGAAGUUUUUGCUUGUUUUAGAUGAUGUUUGGGUUGAGAACUAUAUUGCCUGGGAUUCCCUAAAAAUUCCAGUUGGGACAGGAGGAAGUAAAAUUCUAGUGACCACACGAAAUGAAGUUGUUUCUUCAAAAGCUACUCGCUCUGCUCAUGCUUAUAGGCUUAAACUCCUAUCAGAUGACCAUUGCUGGUCACUGUUUAAACGCCAUGCAUUUAAAGAUGAAACCUUGGCUUCUACAAACUUGGAAUUGAUUGGCAAGGAAAUUGUCAAGAAAUGUGAAGGUUUGCCUUUAGCAGCAAAAGCACUUGGAAGUCUUUUGUUUGGAGAAACAGAGGAAGAUAAGUGGAAUAAAAUCUUGAACAGUGAAAUAUGGAAUUUACCGAAUGAUCCAAUUAUUCCUGCCCUGAGAUUAAGCUACUAUCAUCUCCCUGGACAUUUGAAGCGGUGUUUUGCUUAUAGCUCCAUAUUUCCAAAAGGUUUUGAAUUUGACAGGGAGAAGUUAGUCUUUCUCUGGAUGGCAGAAGGUCUGCUGCAACCAGAACAUGGGAAAGAAAUGGAAGACAUUGGUGAUGAAUAUUUUAACCAUCUACUUCAGGCAACAUUCUUUCAACAAUCAAGACUCAAUAAAUCCAGGUAUGUGAUGCAUAACCUUAUGAAUGACUUAGCACGAUUUAUCUCAGGGGAAGCAUGCCUAAGGUUGGAGGGUGGAACCAAUGCUGGUAACAUUUCGAGGUAUGAUUUUAGAAAGGCUCGGUUCUGCUCAUAUUAUCGUAGACAAUAUGAAGGGUUAACAAGGUUUAAGAUCUUUGAUGAAGUUGAGAAUCUGCGCACCUUCUUACCCUUAAAACAACAAUAUUUUCAAUAUGAGCAUGAGCACUCAUACCUACCUAAACAGGUCAUCCAUCAUCUGUUUACCAAACUAAGAUGCUUGCGUGUGUUAUGUUUGAGUUAUUAUUACAUUACUGAGUUGCCAGAUUCCAUAAGCAAUUUGAUCCAUCUGAGGCUUCUUGAUCUCUCUCAAACUCCAAUUAGAUGUUUACCUGAAUCAAUAUGUUCACUCCACAAUUUACAGACUCUGUUACUUGUUGGCUGCCAAGAACUCACUAUGUUGCCUCGAAAUAUAGGGUGCUUGAUUAACCUCCGACAUCUGAAAACAAACGAAUGCCUCCAUUUAAUGGGAUUAGCAGCACAAGGAAUAGGCAGAUUAACGAAUCUGAGAACUUUGUCUAAUUUUGUUCUGCAUGACUCUUUCAAUGAGUUAAGGAAUUUGUCAUCACUCCGAGGAAACAUUUGCAUUUCCAUAAUGUUUGUAAGUAUUUAUCACUCCAAAGAUAAGGAACAGUUCAUUCUGAAGGAUAAGGAACACCUUCGUGGGCUAGAAUUACAUUGGAUUUCUUCUUAUGAUCUCACAUCAUUGUUUCAUGAGAAUGUCUGCUCUUUAUUCAACUUGUUAGAGCCUCAUACAAACCUAGAGGAGCUCACAAUCAAUUGCUAUUUUCCACAGUGGACAGGGACAUUUUCUCAUCUCAGAAAACUUACCUUACAUAGUUGCUCUAACCUAACCGUGGCUGAUAAAUUGCUUCAUUGUUUCCCCAACUUGGUUAGAUUAGAAAUAAGAGACUGUGAGCAGUUGACUUCUCUUCCAGAAAUUAUUCCAUCUGAUGCUCAUUUGCUUCAAGUUAGCCAAAGGGGCAAGAAAAGUGCUCAAGCAUCACCCAAAGCAUUUGGUGAACAACAUGGCCUGCAAGAACUUGUCAUUUGUAAUUGUCCCAAGUUGAUAGAGCUACCAUAUUCCCUGCUUGCCUUAACAAAUCUUAAAAUGCUGGGAUGCCAGAGAUUGAUUACACUUCCAAUGCUUCCAUCACUCAGAGAACUGGAUUUGGCAGGGCCAUGUGACGAUGAGAGCAAUAUACUAACAAGCAUUGCUGGCAUCAACUCACUUCAUUCAUUGCGUAUCUCCCAUUUUUCAAGGCUGGAACGUUUACCAAAGGGACUUCUGCAGGGUUUAUUGCUGCUUCAAGAUUUGGAGAUUUCUGAUUGUGGCAUGCUUAGUGAUCUGAGGGACAAUCUGGGAUUCCCAUGUCUUUCUUCUCUUUGCCGGUUAGAAGUUGAGAAAUGCCCUGAACUCGUAUCCUUGCCAAUGGAUGAGCUACCAUCUGGACUUCAAUUUUUGCGUCUCUCAAAUUGUUAUAAACUGGAAUACUUGCACUACUUGGGUUUGCUAACUGGCUUACGAAGUCUCUCUAUCGUCAACUGCAAUGAGAUCUGUUUGUUGCCUGAGGAUUUGUGCAACCUCGUAUCUCUUCAUGAUUUGAAGAUUGAAUCUUGUAGUAAAUUUAUGAACUUUCCCGAGACAGGAUUACCCAUUAGGCUUGAACGCCUUGAGGUCAAAUGUUGCAAGGCUAUUAGUUUCCUACCAGCAGGGAUGCUGUACAACCACCCAUCUCUUAAAUAUUUGAUUAUUGAGGGGUGUGAUCAUCUUAAUUUCAUCCCAAGAUUUGGUUUGGAAACUUCGUUAAAAGCCAUUCAGAUCAAAUCUUGUCAGGAGCUGAUAUCCCUACCUGAGGAUUUACAGAAUCUUGCUUCACUUGAGCAUUUAGAAAUCGAAGGCUGUCCAUGCAGAUCUUUUCCAGAAGGAGCUCUACCCACCACAAUCACCCUGCGCUCAGUUUGGAUCUCUGAGUGUAAGAAUCUUGAGUGCUUCCCAAAUUACAUGCACAAUCUUACGUCAAUUCAAGAGCUGCGAAUUUGGAAAUGUCCUAAACUCAGUUCGUUUCCUGAGGAGGGGUUACCCAACAAUCUACAAUCCCUUUCCAUCAAGGACUGCAAAAAUCUUGCAUCCCUUCCCGAUCAUUUGCACAAGUUGACAUGUCUUCAAGAACUGGAAAUCAAGGACUGCAUUAUGAUUGGCCUCUUGGCCAACUUGGGACUAUGCAAGCUCACAUGUCUUAGGAACCUAACAAUUGCAGGAUGUGAUGAUCCAUUUUCUUCUUGGGAAUCGUUGCAACUGCCCACUACCCUUACGUCUCUUUGCCUGGAACAGUGUAACAAAUUAAUAUCCCUUCGCAAUUGGCUGCCAAACCUUACAUUGCUUGAAAAAUUGGUAAUCAUAAAUUGUUACAAACUCACAUCCUUGUCAGGGGUGCGUCUGCUCAACCAGCUUUCUCAUCUAGAAAUACAGGGCUCUUUGUUGUUGAAGAAACUGCACCUUAAGAAUAAAAGGAAAACUUGGUCCAAAAUGGCACAUAUUCCUUACAUAAAGAUUGAUAAUAUGGUAUUCUGAAGAAAGAUCAGACGAGAGAUAUUUACAAACAAAAAUAGCUUAUCAGCCCUUUCUUCAGAUGGAGGAUAGGAUGCUUGAGCUAUUAUCAACAUGGAUACCUCUCUUGCACAAGGAAAUUUCCUGCUUGACAAGGUUGGGCUUCGGUGAACUGUCACCAAAGACAAGUUGAAGCAACACAAAAACACUACUAAAAAUUUCCUCUGGUUGGGCUUUGGUGAACCAUCACCCAAGACAAGUUGAAGAAACAUAGAAUAUUCAGUGGUUACUUGUAUGAGCAGUGGAAUAUUCGGAAGUUACCAAAUCCUCUCUAUGCUUCACCAUUAAUUGUAUAGGCAUCCUACCACAUUACCUGUUCCUCAAAUAACUUUUGGCCAAAGAUAUAUACAGGGUUCCCAUUCAUCUUCAUUUCUGGGGAAAUUUGACUUUUAUGCUGGUUUGGUGGUAUCCUCUGGUUCAAAAUAUUGGUAGCAAAAUGUUUUCCCAUAGGCAAUAUUUGGUUUUGAAAGCAAAGAAUCAGAAACACUGUUUUGGUUCAUUUUCUGCUAUUGUGGGCAAUUUUGGAUCACGAUGAGAAUAUGGGGUUGGGUGCAGGAAAAAUAAGGAUCCCCAAAACAGAGCUCAAUUCUAAGUAGCUAGCAACCAAAUUACAAUUCCAUGUAAUCUGAUUCUAUCUCAUGCGCUUUUUAAUUUAUUUUAGCCAUCUACAUGUCGGGUUCUGGAUGCAAAUGUCUCAGGUUUUCAUCUAGUGAGCAUUGGAGUUGUCUAAGGACGAAGUACUUGGGAGUAGAGGCUGAUUGUAGUCACAAGGAAAUUUGGUUUUGGAAUUUAGUUUGGAAAGAGUACAAAAA